This is a messenger RNA of Funneliformis geosporum, 651 nucleotides long. Lineage: Eukaryota; Fungi; Glomeromycota; Glomeromycetes; Glomerales; Glomeraceae. The record is from the annotation of a GenBank genome assembly.
CUAGGUUCACGAGACUAGAACAGAGAAAUAAAGAAAAGACCAACUUUAUUGCCAAAAUGGAUGAUGAUAUCAAGGAAAUCAAACAAUCAUCGGCCAAUGCCAGCUCUAUCGAGAAUUCCAACAAUGUUAUUCAAACUUCUCUAAGAAAUCAUGAUGAAAACGAAAAUAACACAAAAACUAUGAACAUUGUUCACGAUCAAGAAAAGAUUUCAUUGGAAGUCUCUGUGCAAAAAAUGCUUGAAAGACUUAAUGAGGAUGUUUCCCAGAGAGAAUCGGAUUCAGGCUUAAGGGAAUUUAUUAAUACUGAAUUUAUUGAUAGAGAGCAUUCUAAUUCUUCACCUGUCACAGAAGAGCUUGCCCGUUUAUUUCAUCAAGCGAGUAUAGCAAGGAAAAAUUCGAUCAAAGCUAAGCAAGAAGAGAUUUCAUCUUGGGGUCGCUACUCUGAAAGAUUCGAAGAUAAGGUCAUGAAGCUCAGAUCUGAGGAUAAAAAUCUUAAGGAUAAGACAGCAAGGUCCCAGAUAUAUAAUGAAAUGAAACCAUACCUUUCAGGCGUUUCUGAUGAAUAUUUGCGCAAGAUAACAAGCAAAGUAAGGAAGAUUAAUAAGCUAUUUGGAUAUGACUACGAUCCUAUAACUCUGAAAAAGAUUAAAG